UUACGUUGGCAACACUGAUAUUCUGCCAACUAAAUGUCAAACAUAUGGAUUAUUUAUGGUGGUGGGCCUUUGCCGCAGUGUAAAAUUUACUGUUUUUAGUUUUUUCAUGACUUUCGACAUUAUAUUUUCGUUUUAAAUAAUCAUGAUGGAGGGUUCCUUGAGUAAAUGGACGAAUGUGAUGAAAGGUUGGCAGUAUCGGUGGUUCGUUCUGGAUGAAAAUGCCGGACUCCUCUCCUACUACACGUCUAAAGAAAAGAUGACGCGGGGCGUGCGGCGUGGCUGCGUCCGACUUCGAGCCGCCGUCAUAGGUAUAGACGAUGAAGACGAUUCUACGUUCACCAUCACAGUCGAUCACAAGACUUUUCACUUCCAGGCCCGAGACGGUUCAGAACGCGAGCGAUGGGUCCGCGCCCUCGAAGACACGAUACUCCGCCACGGGCGUCGCUCGCGCUGGUCGCGAAGCGUUCCCGCGCCGAGCGCUCGCCACGGAGACCUAGAACGACGCAUCGCGGAGGCCGACGCGUACUUACAGAUCAUGAUCGAGCUGGUAGAGAAAAUGACACUAAGGGUAUCGGAGCUGCCGGAUCCGCAUGAAAAGGCGAAAGGACAAGUUAUACUAGACCAUUCCAAUGCAAUGUUGGAUAACAUAAAACAUUCCAUAGUGCUUCUACAAAUAGCUAAGAAUACAGUAAAUCCCGUAAACGGUGUCUACCAAGGACCAACAAGUACCUCACAAACACAUAUCAAACAAGGGUCAUCAGAUGUCUCUCCGCACGUGGAGCUGGGCUCCGAAUGCCGAGAGCUGUCUACUUCUACACACUCACUGCCAUUAGAAGCCAUCGACGCGACGAGGCAAGCCAUGUCGCUACUAGUGCCAGACACGUCCUACUCGUCAUCAGAAGGCGAAGACGAUUUCUUUGACGCGGACGACGGGGUGGAAGCCACGCAGCCGGGACCUAGUGCAAGUCGGACUUGCCCGGCAGAGGGCGCGCCUGAGCCGGACUCGGCGCCGCCCGUCGACCUGCCGCGGACCAGAGAUGGAGAAAUCGACUAUGAUGCGUUAUACGAGGAGGAGUCAGACAGCGAACUCGGUUCGAUGGAGAACCAUGGGUCCGUGGUCACGCAUCUGCUGUCGCAGGUCAAGAUUGGAAUGGACCUCACCAAGGUCGUCCUCCCCACUUUUAUACUAGAAAGGCGAUCGUUGCUGGAGAUGUACGCGGACUCUUUCGCGCACCCCGACCAGUUUGUCAAGAUAGUAGACCAGCCCACACCCCGCGACCGCAUGAUCCAAGUGGUCCGGUGGUACCUGAGCUCCUACCACGCCGGCCGCAAGUCCCAAGUGGCCAAGAAGCCAUACAACCCCAUCCUGGGCGAGGUGUUCCGCUGCUACUGGGACCUGGACGCGAACGAGGCACAACCCCAGGACAAGCUACAAGAAGUCGGUGACGGACCUGUGCCUUGGUGUACACCCGAGCAGCUAUCGUUCGUCGCAGAACAGGUCUCCCACCAUCCGCCCAUCUCUGCGUUCUACGCAGAACACGUCAACAAACGUAUACAGUUCGAGGCAUGGGUGUGGACAAAAAGCAAGUUCCUAGGGCUGUCGAUCGGUGUGCACAACAUCGGUAAAGGCACUGUCACACUUCUGGACACGGGCGAGGAGUACACGCUCACUUUCCCUAACGGAUACGGCAGAUCAAUACUAACAGUCCCCUGGAUCGAACUCGGCGGCUCUGUAUGCAUAGAAUGCGUCCAAACCGGACAUAAGGCGAACGUGGAAUUUCUUACCAAACCCUUCUACGGAGGGAAGAAGCAUCGUGUGACGUGCGAAGUGUUCGCCGGGACGGAAAAGAAACCUUUUUAUACAGCGCAGGGGGAGUGGAACACUAGGGUAGACGGACGGUGGACAGAAUCUGGGCGCACCGAAGUCCUCUUCGAGGUGUCAAACAUGAAGCCGCGUCGCAAACGCGUCGCGCCCGUCUCGCGCCAGCAGCCGCACGAGUCGCGCCGCGUCUGGAGACACGUCACCGCCGCACUCAGGGCGCAGGACUGCGAGCAGGCAACGCUGGCUAAAAGCAGGGUGGAGCAGGCUCAGAGGGAUCAGGCUAAACAGAGGACAGCGAAUGGGGAUAAAUGGAACACGCAGCUAUUCAGUCCCGUGGGCGAGGAGGCGUGGGAGUACAACACGCCGCUGCGCAAGCGGCACGAGCGCCGCGACAACAGCGAGCGGUAAUGUCGCUUCGCCGUCGCGUCGCCGCCAUGUCGCCAUUGUGUCGCCGUCAGGUCGCCAUUGUGUCGCCGUCGGGUUGCCACCGUGUUUCUCUGACUGGUUAGGCGUUCCACUAGUGUCUUUCUUCGAAUGCUACUAAGGGUCGGUUGCAUCAAACCGUUGAAGCGAUCGAUAAAUUUUAUUGUGUGGGAAGUUCCAUAGACUUCCGCUGUGUGGCGUUGAUGUGUCUCUUAACUGUGGUUGAGCUGGCCAUAUGUGCUGAAACUUGAGCAUUCACUUGUUAUGAGCAUUCUUGUGACUAGAAAAAUUAGUGUUUUUUAAUAAACAGUGAAUACUUAAGUCUGUCAGUACCUUAAUACUGGAGACGCGUUUUGGUCUGUAUGUCAAAUAUUUAAGCGAUAUGUUUUGAUUUGUAAAACCCUUGUUUAAACUUAAUUUUGAUGCUCGAUUAAGCUAAAAUUGAACACGUAACUUUGGUAAUUCAAUGUUAUGGUACCAUGAUACUGGUCUAAUAGAUAGUUGCAAAUCUUGCAAUUUCAAUUAUGAAUUUUCAUUGAGUUUGGGCUCUUCAAAAUCUAGAAAAUAUUGUAAGUCAAAAAAUCACUUCUAGCAUUUUUAAAAAUUAAAAAGUAACAUUAUGUAAAGUAAGGACGCUAAGCAUAUUAAAUUCUUAUACCUGACGCAUCUAAUUAUGGUCUUUGCGACAUUCUCUUUUGGUUGGGGUCGAUUUAAAAAAAAAACCGAUAUGAUGUUUUUUUACAUUAUUUUUCUUUACUAUAUUUUUAAAUGGGUGUGCUAAAGUUCCGGAAAAUGUCACGUCAUUUUAUUUGAUAAAAAAAAUAUUUCCAUAGAGACGCAACACUCGAUGCGUGAAGUAUAGUGUCCUUACUUUAAAAAAUUGUAGAAUGUCCUUCGGGAAUGAUAUUAAACUAGUAUUAUUCAGACAAAAAAGAAGUAAAAAAAACGAUUUUUUAGGCACGGAAUGCCACAUUUCGGGCGCGUUUACACGGCUGUUCGAAAUUCAAAAAUCUGCAUCAGCUGUCUAAUUCGAAGCUCGAUUUGGUCAUAGACUACAAAUCUAACUCGGUGUACUUUUGACCGACGUGUGUAUGGAGUUUUGGCAUUAGGUUAUACGGGUUUAGCUGUUCUAUUUGCCAUAAUUUUAACGAAUUUCCGCCACAUUUCAUGGUCAAUACGUAUCAUGAGGAAAAAGUAUUCAUGAUUUUCUAUUUAAAGUCUGGUAAAAAUUAAAAAGUAGUAAAUGUCUAAAAAAAGUUACGACACUACAAUGUUACCACUUUUUAAUUUAUACUUAUUUUGCCAAGUUAUCAAAUUAUUGUUGUUCUUAACUGUAUAAAACAUAUUUACAUUUACCUGCUGAUUUUGAUAUCUGACCAUUCAUGUGGCAACUAUUUUGUAUCUCUAUGAACAUCUACUGUUAUUAUACUCGAUGAAUGAUAAUGAUGAUAAAUAAUACUUACUGAGCAAAGAAAGCGAAAAAUUUCUAUAUAUUGUACUUAAAUUGUCAUCUUGCUUAUCUCGAUAUUUCAUGUUGUACAAUCAAGUGCAAAAAUAUGUAUAGAAAAAACGUCUCAAAAAUAUGGUACAGUCAGCUGCAGUGAAAAGUAGACCGCCUUACAUACAAAUUUGUAUGCAGGGGGGUCUACUUUUCUCUACAGCUGACUGUACUAUGCUCUUAAACACACAGGAUUUAGAUUAAAUGUGACAUAUUUUUGAGUAAAGCGUGUACAUAUUUUUACACAUGACUGUACUUGUACAAAGAGUAUGAAGUAUUAUUUAUUAUUCCUUCAAUUUUUAGACUAGAGACCAGACUAGAACUAGAAAAUUAGACAGAAACUUCAGUUUCAUGAAGCUCGUGAGGAAAAAGGAGGGAUUAUAAGGUAACCCAAUUUUAUUGCACUAUAUUUUACCAAUUAGAUAAGCUAUAAUCGCAAAGAAUGUUCCGAUUUCUCCAUACAAGUAGAAUACUAUUUUUUUUUUAAUUGAUAAAAGUGUAGAAGUUUAGUGAAACGUCGCACUUUGUUGGUAGGUAACCAUAAACACGAUAUUUGCUUCCGUCUUUAUACGAGUAACCGGUCAAAACUCAAAACAUCCCUACAGCAAGCGACAAAGUGGGACUUUUUGCUGGAAAAUUACACAGAAAUGGGUUAUUUUUUAUACCUUUACCUACGCUGAAUCAUAGAUCAGUUUGCUAUGUGUAUGUCGUCUGGUAAAAGGGACCUUGACACAUUCACUACCAGACCAAAAAUGGCGCACUACGUCAGAAACCGGUCGUUAUCUACAACCGCUCACUUGUAUGGCGGCAACCCGCUGGGCUGGUUGUCUGGCAUCUGAGCAAAGUUCAAGGGUGUCUACCAGGCGGGUUCUUGGUUGCGAAGGUGGUAAAUGCUAGUCUCCACCUGCGCAAAGGUCCCUUUUACGACUAUAACACUUUCACAGUCCAGUGUUCCAUAUUUGGAUCACGACAUACUCGACAAGUCUAUGUCCCAUAUAUGGGUCAGUAAGGAUCUGUAUCUACCGA
Messenger RNA from Leguminivora glycinivorella, 4769 nucleotides. RefSeq names its product oxysterol-binding protein-related protein 9. The record is from RefSeq and is a predicted model, not a curated record. The transcript is spliced from 17 exons. Bases 143 to 2230 code for a protein of 695 amino acids. NCBI's taxonomy places the organism in Eukaryota, Metazoa, Arthropoda, Insecta, Lepidoptera, Tortricidae. Gene Ontology annotation, cellular component: intracellular membrane-bounded organelle; membrane; cytosol. Gene Ontology annotation, molecular function: sterol binding.